Molecule: messenger RNA, 2175 nt
Organism: Andrographis paniculata
Lineage: Eukaryota; Viridiplantae; Streptophyta; Magnoliopsida; Lamiales; Acanthaceae
Product: plastidial pyruvate kinase 2
Exons: 12
Coding region: 170-1909 (579 amino acids)
Biological process (GO): glycolytic process
Cellular component (GO): cytoplasm; chloroplast stroma
Molecular function (GO): magnesium ion binding; potassium ion binding; pyruvate kinase activity
Source: RefSeq, a predicted model, not a curated record
CCCCGUCAUUUUCUUCUCGCUCGAUUCCGUCGAUACAACCAAGAAGCCUGUGGAGCCUUCACUGCGAUUUCUCCAACACUUCUGGCAAUUUUCCAUCGGCUGUGCUUGUUUGAUAAUUAUUGUAACUGCACCGUUGCAAUUCCAUAUUCGGGGAGGUCAUUUUUCGGCAAUGGCGCAAGUGGUGGCAACGCGGCUCAUUCAUGGCGCAUUUGCGGCUAAUGUUGGCGGUGGAUCUAUGCAGAGUCGGUACGAGAAGCUGAGGUUUGGGUCUGGCUUCGAGGCGAAGGUUUUGGUGCGAAAUGAGAAGAGGAGUGUCGGCGGAGCUGUGAGGUUCAGCACGCAGAUCACGGCGAGGAGAUCUGCCAGCGUUGAGCCGCAAGUGGUUCCAGUUACUCCGGAGGACACACCUAAGGUAGAAGAGCAAAAUCAAUAUUUACAGGGUAUUCCCGAGCUUGGUGAUAUGUCAGUGGGAAUGUGGUCCAAGCCUGUUGUAAGGCGGAAGACGAAGAUUGUUUGUACUAUUGGCCCCUCAACUAACACCAGAGAAAUGAUAUGGAAGCUGGCUGAGGCUGGAAUGAAUGUCGCCCGUCUCAAUAUGUCACACGGAGACCAUGCAUCUCACCAGAAAGUCAUUGAUUUGGUUAAGGAAUAUAAUGCUCAGGCUAAAGACAAUGUCAUUGCCAUAAUGCUUGACACCAAGGGCCCUGAAGUUAGGAGUGGAGAUUUACCUCAACCUAUAACAUUGGAGACUGGUCAGGAAUUUACUUUCACAAUUCAAAGAGGAGUUAGCACGGUGGACUCUGUCAGUGUCAACUACGAUGAUUUUGUUAAUGACGUAGAAGUUGGCGACAUGCUUCUGGUUGAUGGUGGUAUGAUGUCUUUUAUGGUAAAAUCAAAGACUAAAGAUUCAGUUAAAUGUGAAGUUGUUGAUGGUGGCGAGCUUAAAUCCCGACGGCAUCUUAACGUUCGAGGAAAAAGUGCAACACUUCCUUCGAUCACUGAAAAGGACUGGGAUGAUAUCAAAUUUGGAGUGGACAACAAAGUCGAUUUUUACGCUGUUUCCUUUGUCAAGGAUGCAUCUGUAGUUCAUGAACUGAAGAAUUAUCUCAAAGAGGCUGGUGCUGACAUACAUGUCAUUGUAAAGAUCGAAAGCGCGGAUUCCAUACCAAAUCUGAAUUCAAUUAUAACUGCAUCUGAUGGGGCUAUGGUUGCCAGAGGAGAUCUUGGCGCGGAAUUGCCAAUCGAAGAGGUUCCCUUAUUGCAGGAAGAAAUCAUCAAUUUGUGUCGAAGCAUGGGAAAGGCAGUCAUAGUGGCGACAAAUAUGCUCGAAAGCAUGAUUGUACACCCCACCCCUACUCGAGCAGAGGUGUCCGAUAUUGCUAUUGCUGUUCGAGAAGGGGCUGAUGCAGUUAUGCUUUCCGGAGAAACAGCCCAUGGGAGGUUUCCACUGAAAGCAGUUAAGGUGAUGCAUACCGUCUCUUUGCGGACUGAAGCUACGAUACCUGAUGCCGAAACUCCUUCAAAUCUAGGCCAAGCCUUCAAGAAUCAUAUGAGUGAAAUGUUCGCUUUCCACGCGACAAUGAUCUCCAAUACGCUUGGAACUUCGACCGUUGUCUUCACUAGAUCUGGCUUCAUGGCGAUCCUACUGAGCCAUUAUCGACCAUCCGGCACAAUAUUUGCUUUCACAAAUGACAAGAGAAUACAACAAAGAUUGGCAUUGUACCAAGGGAUUCACCCAAUAUACAUGGAGUUCUCGGCUGAUGCCGAGGCAACAUUUUCCAACUCGUUGGCUUUCUUAAAGAAGCACGGAAUGGUGAAAGAAGGGGAACAGGUUGCUCUGGUUCAAAGCGGGAGACAACCCAUUUGGCGGUCCCAAUCCACCCACAGUAUUCAGGUCAGGGAAGUUUAGUAUAGUCUAUUACUGUAGACUAUAGAGUAUAUAUGGAAGCCUGCCUGCCUUGCCUAGCAAGUAAAGUACACACAACAAAUAACCGUCCAGGAUGACAGGUGGAUCCAUUGUUUGUUUCUUUGCUACUUAAGGUGUGGUGGGUGUUUUCCAAUUCAGCUCAGCUAAUUUAAUACAAUAAAGGCUACUAGGCCAUGUUUGCUGGAGGUUUGUGAGUUGGGUUUUGGAUUGCUGGGAUUUUAAUAGUACUAUUUGUUUGAGGCUUUGAA